GUCCCAGCGCGUCAUGUUGUUAGAAAACGAUCCUGAAUCAGUUCAACUUCACUUUGAGACCAAACUAUGUCCAGAAGGAAGCAAGUGAAGGACAAACCGGACAAGACGAGUCCAGAGGAUGAGAAGACUACAGGACAGACUCCAUCUGAAGCAUUACCUGCUCAGACCUUUGAUGAAUAUCAGUGCACAGGCAACGUGGAGAUCGACUUCCCUGGGCUUUGUGCUCUCCUGGACGUGAGGUGUGUCCCAGCUGUCGGCACCAAGCGACCAGCCUCCUCCUCCUCCUCCUCCUCCUCCAGGGCUGAAACCGAAGGAGAGGAUGCAAAGGACAUCCCCUCCCAGGUAAAGGACACGUCUCACUGGUCAAAGCCACGCCUCCAAGUGGAGCUGGAAAAUGAUGACCCGCUCUGUGCCAAGUGCCUGAAGGUUUCAGGAUGGAAGGUAGAUGAGCAGAUUGCCAGGGUGCUACAGAAGAUGCUUCCCUCCCUGAGCCACCUCCAGAGCCUUCAGUACUGGCAGGCGGGACUGACCGACCCGGUGGUCACCUCCCUCGUGAACACAACGCCACUGUGCUCCAGCCUCAGGGUGGUGUCAUUAGAAGGUAACACUCUGCCUGAUCACUGCUUCCCCACUCUUCUCUCUGAAGACAGCGUCCUCACUCACUUGUCCCUGAGAAACAACCGGAUAGGUGAUACCAGUGCUCGUGCUGCUCACAUCGCUCAGGGCCUGCGCUUGAAUCGGGCUUUGCUCUUCCUCUCACUGUGCAACAAUCAGAUCGGAGACUCAGGAGCUGCUCAUCUGGCCGCGGUCCUCGGCGAAUUUGCUCUGACUCACGAAGAAGUUGUGGAGAGAAGGAAGCUGCUUCUGGAAAGAUCUCAGUCUUCAUCUCUAAGGGUCAACUCUUACCAAACGCCCACUGACCCACUUCCCUUGGUGGCCAGCAGCACUUCACUGAAAGAGGACAACAAAGGCACGUCCAAAAAAAAGGAAGCAACGAAAAAAGAGGAGAAACCCGCAACCAGCAAAGAGAAGUCGAACAAGAAAUCCUCUGAUGUGAAGGCAACUCCGAGUAAAGGUGUGAAGCCCGGGGACCGAGAGGAGCAACCAAGUGCACAGGAGGUUCAGUCAAGCACAGCCCUGAAUGAGCAGCAGGUGGAGACGAUGGAGGUAGGGAACCCCCUGCUGGACGAGCCGCUGCAGCACAGGGCCGGGCAGCUCUUUCUGCCUGGAAACACAACUCUCGCCUCCCUCAACCUGACAGGAAACAGAAUCACAGAGCGGUCGCUGCCUCUGUUCCUGACGUCAGUGGAGAUGCAGGGUGAGGAUGGAGGGCUGCUGCGUCUCUGUCUGCAGAGAAACCGCUUCCCACCCGAGUGUGAGACCUAUGUGAAGAUAAAGGAGGUGAUGGCACUCAGAUACCAGAGAAGAACUGCUUGUGAUGAGACAGAAGAGGAGGGACAGGGGGCACUUGUGCUUUAAAUCUGUAAUGUUGCAUGCAUCAGUCCUGUGGGGAAUAAAAAGCCAGUGGCUGAACAGGAGGACAAUGUUAUUAUGAUUAAAAAACCAGAUGCCUGUU
Molecule: messenger RNA, 1576 nt
Organism: Platichthys flesus (European flounder)
Lineage: Eukaryota; Metazoa; Chordata; Actinopteri; Pleuronectiformes; Pleuronectidae
Gene: lrrc71
Product: leucine rich repeat containing 71
Exons: 17
Coding region: 67-1479 (470 amino acids)
Molecular function (GO): protein binding
Source: RefSeq, a predicted model, not a curated record